GGGAAUUUUUUUCUCUUCCAUGCUAAUUUCGACUCGACUCGAGGGGACCCCAAAUAAUUUAAAAUUUUCGGCGCGGGUCUCUCGCGACUCUUUUCUUUCCUUUUCUUCACUACUAUAAACCUUCGGGUUCUUUUUCUUUUUCCCUUCCUUUCUCUUUCUCUUUUUUUCUCUGUCGUUCAAGCUUCGACAAAGAAAUCAUCAUGGAUAAGGGGAAGCUUGCUCAGCUCCUUGAAGGGAGUCAAGUCCCCAACACAGAGCAGGUCAAGGCCGUUACCGCCGAGCUCCAGAAGAACUUCUACACACAACCCGAGUCGCUGCUCGCCCUCGUCGAGAUCUCCCUCACACAUGGAGAUGCCGGUGUCCGACAGCUCGCCUCGGUCCAGGCCCUUCGUCUGAUCCCUAAGUUCUGGGAGAAGACCGCCCAGGACCAGCGACAGCUCGCCCGUAACCACCUUCUUGAGGGUGUCCUCAAGGAGUCCUCCGCUGGUGUCCGCCAUUCCCUCGCCCGUCUUAUCGCCGGCAUUGUCAGCGCUGAUAUGGAGAACGGUGAGGGUGAGGAGUUCCUCAAGCACCUCCUUCCUCUCACCAACAACGAUAAUGUUGUUGCCCGUGAGGUUGGUUCAUUCCUCCUCUACGCUAUCCUCGAGGAGGACCCUACCCACUUCGCCGACCACACACAUGAACUUCUCAAGCUCUUCCAGGCCCGCAUUGAGGACCCUCAGAGCAAGGAGGUCCGCAUCAACAUCGUCCGUGCGAUUGGUGCUAUCCUCAUGAUUGUCGAGCCUGAGGAGGACCCCGAGUCUCUCAAGGCCAUCCAGAACUUUGUUCCUAGCCUGGUCAACAUUCUCAAGGCUGCCGUCGAGGCUGAAGAUGAGGAGAGCUACAAGAUCGUUUUCGAGGUCUUCCACUCUUUCAUUGCUUACGACUCUUCCCUCCUUGCCCUUCACCUCCGUGACCUCCUUACCUUCAUGAUUGAGCUUGGUGGCAACGUCAACGCUGAGGAGGACGCCCGAUCUCAGGCUCUUGCUUUCCUCAUUCAGUGUGUCCGCUACCGACGCAUGAAGAUUCAGGGCAUGAAGGACAUGGCCGCUGAGCUCAUGGUCAAGGCCAUGCACAUUGUUACCGAGCUCGAUGCCGAUGAUGACGAGGAGGACAUUUCUCCUGCCCGUACCGCCAUCAGCCUCAUCGACACCCUGUCCAACGAGCUCCCUCCCCGGCAGGCUAUUGUUCCUCUCCUUGAGCAAUUCCCCCACUUCGCUACCAACAACGAUCCUAAGUUCCGUAUGGCGGCUAUGCUCGCUCUCGGUAACGCUGCUGAGGGUGCUCCUGACUUCAUCUCUACUCAACUCCAGCCUCUUCUCCCUACCGUCAUCUCUCUUCUCGAGGACUCCGAGACUCAGGUCCGACAUGCCUCUCUUGUUGGUCUGAUCCACCUCGCUGAGGAGAUGGCCGACGAGAUGUCUUCUCACCACGAGCAGAUCAUCGCUUCCGUUCUCAAGAACCUCGAGGCUGCCUCUCAGGGUGUCUCCGACAAGAAGAAUGUUAGCAUCAUCCGCUGCGCUUGCGGUGCCCUUGAUACCUUUGGUGACGGCAUUGACACCAAGAUCAUGGCCCAGUAUGGUCCCAACCUGAUUGGUCCUAUGGUCCGUCUCCUCGAUCACGAGGACUUUGGCGUCAAGGCUGCUGCUGCUUCUGCUAUUGGUGCUAUCGCUUCUUCCAUGGAGAAGGGUUUUGAGCCUUACUUCAAGGAUGUUAUGUCUUCUCUUGGCAAGUUCGUCUCUAUCAAGGAGGGUGAGGAGUCUCUUGACCUCCGAAGCUCCACCUGUGACAGCUUGGGCCGCAUCGCUAUGGCCGUCGGCUCCGAGUCUUUCCAGCCCUAUGUCAUGGAUCUCAUGUCUGCUAGUGAGGAGGCUCUCGGUCUUGACAACCCCCGCCUUAAGGAGACCAGUUUCAUCCUGUGGUCCAACUUGUCCAAGGUCUACCACGAGCAGUUCGACCACUUCCUUCCUGGUGUCUUCAAGGGUCUCUUCUCUUCUCUGGAGCUCGAGGAGGAGGAAAUCGAGCUUCCUGGUGUUGACGCUAGCCAGCUUGGUGACGGUGCCAUCGUCAUUGGCGGUAAGCGUGUCAAGGUCAAGACUCCUGAGACUCAGGAUGAUAUGACCAUCGCCGCUGGUGGUGACGAGGACUGGGAUGAUAUCGAGGACCUCGAGGAUCUCGGUGCCGUGACUGCUGUCGCUCUUGAGCAGGAAAUUGCCCUUGACGUCCUUGGUGAUGUCAUCUCCAACUCUUGCAACAGCUCCAACCUCGAGACAUACGUCGAGCAGACCAUCGAGAAGGUUUCUCCCUUCACCGAGCACACAUACGAGGGAUGCCGAAAGACCGCCAUCUCCACCCUCUGGCGCACCUAUGCCCGUGUCUUCCAGGUCUGGGAGGAGAGCGCUGGUGUCAAGUGGGAGGCUGGUCUUCCCCCCAAGUACACUCCCCCUACCUCGCUCAUCAGCAUGGGACAGGCUCUUGAGAAGGCCACUAUGACCAUCUGGUCUGACGACAGCGAACGGUUAGUUUACCCCAUUGUCUUUUCUGUUUCUGCCAAUAUGAUGAAUACCUUGCGUUAUACCCAGCUCACUCAGACGCAAAAUGCGGUUGCUGAGAAAACGUCUAAUCUACUUCUGAUUCAUGGCACUGUUAUUUCUUGUUUCUUGCAUUCUGGUCUUGAAUCGUUACUAACAGUCAAAUAGUUCCGUCGUUACCGACAUCAACCGCAACGUCGCUGCCACCCUCAAGGCUUGCGGUCCUGCUCUUCUUGCUUCCAAGGAUGGUCUCCUCCAGGAGAUGGUCUCGGUCGUUGGUCUUAUCAUUACCCGAUCUCACCCUUGCCAGCAGGAUCUUGGCGACGAGGAGGAGGAGCAGGAGGUUGAUGCUGGCUCUUCCGAGUACGACUGGCUCGUCAUUGACACUGCUCUUGACGUUGUUGUCGGCCUGGCUGCUGCUCUUGGCAACAACUUCGGUGAGCUCUGGAAGAUCUUCGAGAAGCCUAUUCUCCGACUUGCCAGCUCCAGCGAGGACCUUCACCGAUCCACCGCUGUUGGCACCAUCGCCGAGAUUACCAAGUACACUGGCGAGGCCAUCACUCCCUUCACUGAGUCUCUUGGUCAAGCUCUUGUCCGCCGCCUCACAGACCCCGACCCUCUGGCUAAGUCUAACGCUGCUUACGCCAUUGGCCUCGUUGUCCUCAACUCUGCCGACACCGGCAAGACUUUCCCCAUGUACCCUCUUCUUUGGGAGAAGCUUGAGCCUCUCCUGACUGUCAACGAGAUGCGCAUGACCGACAACGUUGCCGGUGCAGUUUCUCGUAUGAUGACCAAGAACCCCAACAACGAAUUCGUUGCUCAGGCCCUUCCCGCCGUUGUCAAUGUCCUUCCCCUCCAGGAGGACUACGAGGAGAACGCUCCUAUCUACGACAACAUCUUCAAGCUCUACCAGCAGUCCAACCCCACUGUUGAGCAGCUUACUCCCCAGCUUAUCAAUGUGUUCGAGAAGGUCCUCAGCCCUCCUGAGGAGCAGCUCGAGCCUGAGACUCGGGAGAUUCUCCAGCACACCGUUCAAAACCUGUACAAGGCUAAGCCUGACCUCCUGGCCAACAACCCCGGCCUGCUCAAGCUUGCCGGUAUUCAGUAAACGGACAAACAUCACGACUUGACGAAUUUUCGGUUUAGUGGAUUAUAUAAAAGUGACGAAUUGCGAUAUGAUUUGAUGAAGAAAAAGCACGCACUAGACUACGAUGCGUUGAUAGAGUAUAACGUAGUGCCACCAUGCAAAGGAGCUGCAUGGGUCUAUAAGGGCAUGGAAUAGGAUGGGAAAAGGAAAAACAGGGAUGGCAAGCGCUGGGAUUUCACGAUGAAGCUUUAAUGGCUUCGAGGAUAGAGGACUUUUGAUACCUAGGAUUAGAAAGAUACCUUUCCAUAUGGACAUUUGUUUCCUUCAUACUGUUUUA
This is a messenger RNA of Fusarium verticillioides 7600, 3994 nucleotides long. RefSeq lists its product as hypothetical. Bases 201 to 2738 code for a protein of 845 amino acids. NCBI's taxonomy places the organism in Eukaryota, Fungi, Ascomycota, Sordariomycetes, Hypocreales, Nectriaceae. The record is from RefSeq and is a predicted model, not a curated record. The transcript is spliced from 2 exons. Gene Ontology annotation, molecular function: small GTPase binding; nuclear import signal receptor activity. Gene Ontology annotation, biological process: protein import into nucleus. Gene Ontology annotation, cellular component: cytoplasm; nucleus.